AUGGAAUCUCGCAUUCUGGGAGCAGAGACUACUGGAUUCUUUCCUUGCGACGCCCUGAUCGGUGCAGGUCUCGGCAACCGACUUCUGUUGGCGACGCACGAUGGAUAUGAGCCACGUAUAAAGACUUACAUGUCCGCCAACGCCCAGUACCGUCCGUGGUGCAUAGUUCAGCCAUACACUGCUCAGGAAGUGUCCCUUACUGUCAGCACUCUCGGCGGCUGCGGUGAGGGCGCUGGCGACUGGCAUAUCGCUGUCCGCGCUGGCGGAAACGGCAACCCUGGAAGCAAUAACGUAGCUAGCGGCGUUACUAUUGACCUGGGAAUGAUGAACCGCUCUUCCUAUGAUCCCUCGCGGGAGUUGGCUUCGGUUGAGCCUGGCGCUGCCUGGAUGAAUGUCUACAGUGACCUCCUCGAGUCUGCCAACGUCACCGUCGCGGGCGGUCGCUCGGGGGGCGUUGGUGUUGGUGGAUUCUUGCUUGGCGGUGGGAACUCUCUUUACACGGGCCGCUAUGGCUUCGGCUGUGAUACAGUCCUCGGGUAUCAGGUGGUUCUCGCCAACGGAACCAUCGUGGAGGCGAAUUCAGACACCAACGCUGAUCUAUGGAAGGCUCUGAAAGGUGGAGGUAUGAACUUUGGCAUCGUCACGCGCUUCGACAUGGAGGCCAUUCCAGCUACCGACGUAGCAUUUGGGCAGUCGGUGUUCUCUGCAAAUCACUCGGAUCAACUUUUUGAUGCCAUCUCAGAAUUCACAGAUCACCCUCAAGAGCUGGCGGCGGAUACAAUGUACACGCUCUUCAGUCACAGCCCAGCUUCAUCAGAGGAUAUGACUGCGAUGGUUAUUCGUGCUAACACCAAGGGUGAUCUUAAUACAACGGGCUUCGACAAGAUUACUCAAAUCCCCUCGAUUGAGACUACUUGGGGUCUUACGUCUCAUGCCGCGCUGGCCAAAGAUCAGCAACUUCUUACUGGUUCCCUAAAUCUGCAGAAGACCAUGACUUUCGGGAACACUGCUUCCGUCAUGCGGCAGAGUGCUACACUACACAAGCAGCUCAUCUCAUCUCUCUCUGAGAGAAUAGGGGCUGAGAAUUAUACCACUGCUGUCUUCUAUCAAAGCAUCCCCAAAUAUUUUUCGGAGAUCGGCCGUCAAAAAGGAGGCAAUUCCAUGGGCCUCGGUCAACUUCCAGGAAAUGCCAUUCUGCUGCAAGCCGGCAUUGCAAUCUACAACGGCGAUGAGGCUGCUCUAGCCUUUGCCCGCGCGGAGCUUAAUGCUAUGAUGGCCAAGUUGAAGGAUAUCACGAUAGCCGAGGGCGUCUCCAGUGACUGGGUGUACAUGAAUUACGCUGAUACCACUCAAAACCCCUUGGGCGGCGCUGGCGACGAAAAUGUCUCAUUCUUGAAGGACGUCGCCCAGCGCUAUGAUCCCCAAGGGUGGUGGCAAAGGAGAGUGCCUGGUGGAUUCAAGGUUACCAGGGCGACAUAA
Messenger RNA from Clonostachys rhizophaga, 1479 nucleotides. The record is from the annotation of a GenBank genome assembly. NCBI's taxonomy places the organism in Eukaryota, Fungi, Ascomycota, Sordariomycetes, Hypocreales, Bionectriaceae.